AUGAUUCCAGCAGGGCCCGAAGAGUCACAGCAGAAGGGCAACGCGCUCGCAUCCUCGGGCGAUGCCAAGGCAGAUGCCGCCCAGAUGCAAGCUGUCAGAGCAGCGCUAGCGGAUCCCAAGUUCAGCGAGCCCGGCUUCGACUCGUCCAAAGUGUUUGCACUCAUGUCUGUCCUGCUCAACCCGCCACAGACGACCAAGGAAGCGCGUAUAAGCAGCAAGAAGCGACUCGUUCGUCAGAUUGGCACUUGCUAUCAGUUUGUCAUCACAGACAAGCAAGGCAAGGAGGUCAGAUGGUUCGCCGAUAUGAAGGCAAGCUUCUGCCGACUCCUUGACCACUAUUGCUUGCAGAAGAAAGGUCACGUGGGGAAGGGCAAGCCGCCUGUCAAGGCCGACGUGACCAUCUUCACUUCAGAUCAGGACCUCGUAGAUCUAGCUACCGGGAAGGCCAAUCCACAGAAGCUUUUCAAUGCCGGUCGCAUCAAGAUAAAGGGCAACAUCGAUUCUGCACUCAAGGUCGAGCGUAUCCUCAGCCAGGAGCGUUCAAAGGUCUACAACGUCGAAUCAUCCGAGUCCACUUCCGCCGUCAAGGCCGCCCAAGAUUCACAGACGCCGUCCACAACGAGCGUGCACGAGCAAAGACGUAGGGGUCUAUUUAGAAAAGUCAUGGGUCGCGCUGCAAAGCUAUAG
Mixia osmundae IAM 14324 is the source of this 687-nucleotide messenger RNA. RefSeq lists its product as uncharacterized. Gene Ontology annotation, cellular component: cytosol. The transcript is spliced from 4 exons. NCBI's taxonomy places the organism in Eukaryota, Fungi, Basidiomycota, Mixiomycetes, Mixiales, Mixiaceae. The record is from RefSeq and is a predicted model, not a curated record. Bases 1 to 687 code for a protein of 228 amino acids.